UCUCUAACUAGUCACAUGUGGAGCAGCAGUGUGCAGUUCCUCCUGACUGUAAAUCACUUUAUAGACGUCACUGACCGCGCUGUUUCUCCUCAGAUCACAAGCUCUGUGGACAAGGAGGCUGUGACGUUCAAGAAGCUGGUGAAGGGACACGCCUACUCUGUGACCGGUGUGGACGAGGUCGUUUACAGAGGAAAUAAGACCAAGUUGGUUCGCAUCAGGAACCCCUGGGGGGAAGUGGAGUGGACCGGAGCGUGGAGCGACAACUCCAGAGAAUGGGACAGUGUGGAUCGCUCUGUCAGAAGUCGGCUACAAAACCGCAGUGAGGACGGUGAAUUCUGGAUGUCCUUCAGUGACUUCCUGCACGAGUUCAAUCGUCUGGAGCUCUGCAACCUGACGGCUGAUGCCCUGCAGAACAGCCAGCCGAAGAAAUGGAGCUCGUCUCUGUAUCAGGGCGAGUGGAGGAGGGGCAGCACGGCCGGAGGCUGCAGGAACUUCCCAGCAACCUUUUGGCUCAACCCUCAGUUCAAGAUUGCUCUGCAUCAUCCCGACACUCCCGGCCAAUCAGAUUGCAGCUUCCUGGUCGGCCUCAUGCAGAAGGACCGGAGGAAGAAGAGGCGGGAGGGCAAAGACAUGGAGACCAUCGGGUUUGCCCUCUACGAGAUUCCAAAAGAGUUUAAGGGCAGCUCAGGCGUCCACUUGAAGCGAGACUUUUUCCUCACCCACGGCUCCAGCGCCCGCUCAGAGCUCUUCAUCAACCUGAGGGAGGUCAGCUCGCGGUUGAGUCUGCCGGCCGGGGAGUACAUCAUCGUCCCUUCCACCUUCGAGCCGCACAAAGAGGCCGACUUUUGCCUCAGAGUUUUCUCUGAGAAGCCCGCAGACUCCGAGGAGCUUGAUGAUCAAGUAAUAGCUGAGCUUCCAACAGAGAUCGAGCUGGACGAGAGCCAAAUCGAUGCCAGCUUCAAGAAUCUCUUCAGACAGCUGGCAGGGCCGGAUAUGGAGAUCAGCCUCAAAGAGCUGCAAACCAUAUUGAACAGGAUCAUCGGCAAACAUAAAGACCUGAAGACAGACGGCUUCACGAAAGAGGCUUGUCGCAGUAUGAUAAACCUAAUGGACACGGAUGGCAGUGGGAAGCUCGGCCUGACAGAGUUCCAUGUCCUCUGGGAAAAGAUUAAGCGAUACCUGACCAUCUUCAGGCAGUUUGACCUGGACAAAUCAGGAACCAUGAGUUCCUAUGAGAUGAGGAUGGCUCUUGAAUCUGCAGGUUUUAAGCUGACCAACCAACUGUUCCAGCUGAUCAUCCUGCGCUACACAGAGGCCGACAUGGCGGUGGACUUUGACAACUUUGUCACCUGUCUGGUCCGACUGGAGACCAUGUUCAAAACCUUUCAGACCAUGGACACGGAUAAAGAUGGUAUGAUGUCCCUCAACUUCACGCAGUGGAUUACCCUGACCAUGUUUGCCUAGAGACGAGAGGACUCUUCUGUAAAUGUUCCCGCAUCCCGCAGCUCCAGGCCCAGUAUGUGUGGUUUCAGAAGUGCCUUUUCUCCACCAGUUCUUCCUCUUGCUGUCGUGGCGCUCUGAUGCUAAAAGACUGUAAAUCAAUCUUUACAGUGCCUACAUUGGAAAUGUGCCAAACCUUUAUUUGCCAUCUGCUUUGCCAACGGAGGGACACUCAGUUCUUGUAGCCUGGUGGUCAACAUUGCGGUCACACUGACUGCAGGCGGGAACAUUUUAAACUAUUUUUUAACUAUACAAACAUUUUAUUGGAGGCAGAAAUAAAAAUAUUGGUUUAAUUUCAGUAGGUGGAGAAAAAAUAUCCCUAAUUAUAGUUUGGAUAGAUUUUUUGUCUAGAAAUAAAACAUAAUAUAACAAUGUAUUUUGUUAAAAGUUACACCCUUAUCUUUAAAAUGUUAUAUUCCCAUUAAAAUGUCUGGUUUGGUUAUAAUCCAAAUAAUCCAGAUAAUCCAAAUUCAUGUAGGAAAUGAAGCCAAGGAGGUUGAAAAGUAACACAUUGGUUUUCUCUCCACACAGCCCUGAAACUCAACCAAAAUGAUUAUUUUUGCACUUUUUUUGUAUGUACAAUAAAUGGGAUAUUUUUUGUCGAUUCGUGGUUUCGAUUUUAACAGUUUUUAUAUCUAAAAUGAGCAAUCAACAAUUACUUAAACAUGAUUUACACAUUAUAAGCAAGGGAUACUUUAGAGUGGCAGAAGAGGAAAUUGAAUACCUAUAAUACAGAUUUCUGAUUAAAUCAAUGUAUUGAA
Messenger RNA from Notothenia coriiceps (black rockcod), 2261 nucleotides. Its product is annotated as calpain-1 catalytic subunit-like. The transcript has 16 exons. The record is from RefSeq and is a predicted model, not a curated record. Bases 16 to 1464 code for a protein of 482 amino acids. Gene Ontology annotation, molecular function: calcium-dependent cysteine-type endopeptidase activity; calcium ion binding. NCBI's taxonomy places the organism in Eukaryota, Metazoa, Chordata, Actinopteri, Perciformes, Nototheniidae. Gene Ontology annotation, biological process: proteolysis. Gene Ontology annotation, cellular component: cytoplasm.